AUGGCUUACCACCACAGCUUAAUCUUCGGCCUUGGCGGGAUUCCGUUGAUGAAAUCGUCAACGGUCACAAACGCCGUCAACGACAAAGAGAACAAACCAGGCGGGUUACCAGAACCAGUUCUCGAGCUCGCGAAAAGAGUGUACUAUAACACCAUUCCCGCAUCGCUUAGCUUGACCGGCGGCGGAACCAUCGGCCGGAGCGGCACCGGAACGAUCGGUAGACGGAAGAAGACCAAGAAAGACCAGCUGGGGUUUCCGCCGACGAAACCUAAUCGAUGCGUCGAAGAAGCCAAGUUCCUGUCGAUUGAGGCUGCUGCCGUCAUGCGGAAGCUGCUGUGGCUGUGGUCCACGAUCAGCCCUGAACAGAUCGAACGGCUGCGGACGAGUCUCCAGGAGGACAAGGCUGUGCUCACGUACGUCUGCCCAGACCCCGCGCACCUGUGGACCCUAGCAGGCUUGGAGCUCAUGAGCUUGGAGCUGAUGGAGGUCUUAGAGAGGAUGGGCGAGCGCGUGGCGGCGAUGGGGCUCAAGUGCGGGGAUAGGCGACUGCACCAGCUGGCGAACGUGUUUGGGGAGAUGCGGCACCCCGAAACCGUCUUCUCCCACUUCAGACUCGACGCGCACGAGCAGGAGACGCUCUUCUGCUUCAUGCAGGAGGAGGUGGAGAAGCUGGGGGACGUGCGCAGUUCCAUGGAGCGACUCAACACUCUGCGCUCGUUGCUCAGGAAGAAGAAGCCUGCACCGGCCACAAGUCUUCUGUCUGAGCUGCAGGCCGCCUCAGCUGACGCCCUGGGCGAUGGCGAGGGCAAGGAGGAGUCAGAGAAGGAGGGAGACUCGUCCGCGUGGAUGCCUCGCUGCGACCUGCCAGGAGCAGAGGAGAUUCUCAAACUGACAGCAACGAUAUCAGAGCUGCAGAGCCGGUGCCUGUGGUCUGUUGAGCUGGACCAUGUUGUGCGGCUGUUGGUGCUGGCGAUCAUCCUCCUGAGGGACAGAAUCAUAUCAGUCUUUGCCAUCAACGCGCGCUCCUCCGACGCCUUGACUCGCGAGGGCUCCCUGGGCCGCGCUGGGCUGGCGCUGCGCUACGCCAAGGUCAUUAAUCUAGCAGAGAAGCUCAUGAAGUACCCGUUCAUGGCUGCUGGCAGCACACGAGACGAGCUGGACGAGCUGUACGGCCUCCUGACCUACAGCACCAAGAAGGACCUCGCCCUGCGGCUAUCCCAUCCCAGCUUUAGCGUCGCUGCUUGUUUCCCCUCUUGCAUUUCUUACUCUUGUGUCUCCCCAUCCAGAGACGAGCUGUACGGCCUCCUGACUUACAGCACCAAGAAGGACCUCGCCCUGCGGCUCUCCCGGCCUGUGACCUCCUCCAAGAGCAAAGAACCCAAGGCAGAAGAAACCGCCGACACGCACACAGGGAAGGGCGCUGGCAAGAAAGGGGAAAAGAAGAAGGAUGGAGAUGAGGAUGAGGAGGAUGACGAUGACGAUGAUGAUGAUGAUGAUGAUGGGUUUACUUGGUUAAAGAAACCUAGUCCGUUCAAUGACCCGCGCGGUCUGGGUGGGAAAGGAGGAGCGGGGAAGGACGGGGAGGAGGAGGACGACGAAGAUAUGGAGGAGUGGGAGAGGCGGAUGCGGAAAGCGUUGAGUCUGCUGCCUCUGCUGGCGCAGCAUACGAUUGCAUGGAAUGAUGCCAUCACUGUGAAGCCGUCGUCGAACCGCAAGGCCACUCGCCUGCUGAGAGUUCAGACGUUGUACCACGCGCAGAAGGCAGUGAUUGAUGCAUCCCUCCUGGACGCCCUGGAAGGGGUAUCCCGCCUCGUUGCCUCCGAUGCCUCCAACCUCACGCAGCUCAACUCCCGCAAGAUGGAGGCCAUGGCUGCUGAGGCCCGGAAAAAGCUCGACAAAACCUCCGCAGAUUCCAAGAAGCCCCGCGCGGUCAUGAUAUCGGGGAUCUUCAAGCCCAAGCGAGCAGCCGCAGGGAUCGUGCACGGCGCGCCGCUGCCUAUGGUGUUUGAGCCGGCGACUGAGGUGGGGAAGGUGACGGAGAAGGGGAAAGCACCGGAGCUGUCGCCGAGGGCUGCUGUGCCUCUGUCUCCCACUGGGGCGUCUGCUGCUGAGCCUGCUGCGAGUUUUCUGGUGAAAUCUGGGUCGGUUUCAGCUCCCAGCCCUCUGAAACCGCGCCCUCCCUCACAGCCGCCCGUGCGCCCCCCUUUCCGUGGCUCUGCUGCUAAUAGCGUAGACUUAACUGGGGGAGGUGACAACCCGAGAUCUCCCAGGGGGUUUGUUCGGGCUGGGGCUGAGGCAACAGGGGGUUCAGCAGGGGCUGGGGGAGAGACGGGGGCUGGGUAUGCGGAUGGGCCGCCUAGAUCGCCCCGUGCUUAUGUGCGUUUUGCUGAUGCUCCUGCUGGUUUGGGCGCAACGCCACUGACAGCAGCCAUGCCAACCGCUCUGUGA
Molecule: messenger RNA, 2448 nt
Organism: Closterium sp. NIES-65
Lineage: Eukaryota; Viridiplantae; Streptophyta; Zygnematophyceae; Desmidiales; Closteriaceae
Source: the annotation of a GenBank genome assembly